AUGCACCAGUGGAGCCUCUCUGAGCUCCAGGGGGUCUCCUCCGCCCAGCAGGGGGUCUCCUCCACCCAGCAGGCGGCUUCCUCCACCCAGCAGGGGGUCUGGACCCCACGGACUGCCCAGGACGGAGCCAGGGGGGGGUCAGGCCGCCGCUGCCUCUGCCCGCCGACGGCAGCUCCUCUCUGGGCAUGGCUGCUGCUGGGGGCCCUGCUGGUCCCUGGAGCCUGGAGCUUUCUGAGCGAGGAGCAGGAGGAGCUGCUGGUGGAGCUUCAUAACUACUACAGAGGACAGGUUUCCCCCAGCGCCUCGGCCAUGCUGCCUCUGAAAUGGGAUCCGACUCUGAAGGUGAUAGCAGAAGGCUACGCUGCUAAAUGUGUGUGGAACCACAACCCCGAGCUGGAGGAAACUGGAGAGAACCUGUUCGCUGGCACCGGGUCUCUGGACCUGCGGGAAGCGCUGGAGAAAUGGUUUCUGGAGCGUCUGGACUACGACUAUCAGAACAACAGCUGUGAUGAAGACAAGAUGUGUGGACACUACACACAGAUGGUGUGGGCAGACACACACAGAGUCGGCUGUGCCUUCCAUCUCUGUAACAAUAUGGAAGGACUGGACUGGGAGAGAGUCUCCUUCCUGGUCUGCAACUACUAUCCGGCAGGGAACUAUGAAGAAGAGCGGCCGUACGUUGAAGGCGACUGGUGCUCCAGAUGUCCUGAAAACCUCCAGACAUGUGAAAACAACCUCUGUGUUGCUGACACAGUGGAGGAGGAAGACGAAGAGGGCGAGGACGAAGAUACGACAUCUUUUCCUCCCCUCGCUACAUCAGACCCCUCCCUCUCACCUGAAGGGGAGGGGGAGGGGGACUCUGAGGAUGCUACUCCUGCCCUGAGCACCCAUCCCAAAAUCCUCUCAACCAAACAGGGACAGGAGGAGCAGAGCCCCGAUGAGAUAAAGGAAAAGGAGGAUCAGAUGGCAGCAGAGAGGGAGAAAGAUGUAGUAAGAAAAUCAAACAGGAACAUGUCGGCUGCAGCUGGUGGGUCAGUAGCUUCUCCUUCUCUGCUGCUAGCCUGUCUGACAGGGAUGAUCACUGUGAGGCUGUGA
Scomber japonicus (chub mackerel) is the source of this 1095-nucleotide messenger RNA. RefSeq names its product peptidase inhibitor 16-like. The transcript has 7 exons. The record is from RefSeq and is a predicted model, not a curated record. Lineage: Eukaryota; Metazoa; Chordata; Actinopteri; Scombriformes; Scombridae. The coding region runs from base 1 to 1095 and encodes 364 amino acids. Gene Ontology annotation, cellular component: extracellular region.